AUGUGUCCCAGCUGGGCGCAUGCAAGCAACCAGGUCAUAGCAGUACAGGACAUUGUGAGAAAAGGUGAAUUGUUGAGGCAGGCCUUGCCUUCCCCUUUCCUGCAGGUUGAGGUGCCAGUCAUAGGAGGCCAUGCCGGCAUGACCAUCCUGCCGGUCUUCUCGCAAGAUCGCCACGGAUCGCGGAUUGAUCCCGCCAAAAUUCCAGACCUGGACAGGAAGACGCAAGAUGCAGGGACCGAGGUCGUGAAUGCCAAGAACGGAAAGGGCUCGGCCACCCUCUCCAUGGCCUACGCUGGAGCACGCCUUGGCCGGGCUGUUCUGGCUGGCAUGUCAGGGCAAGCUGCUGUGGAAUGUGCAUACAUCAAAUCAGAUGUGACCGAGCUGGAUUACUUUGCUUCCAGAAUUCAGUUUGGCAGAGCGGGCGUGACUCGUGCGCUUCCUAUUGGAAAUCUCAGCGCGCAUGAGCAAAAGCGGCUGGCAGAAGCUAAAGCUCAGUUGAAGAGCGAAAUCGCUACCGGCAAGAAGUACGCCCAACAGACAUCUUUGGCCAUGAAGUAG
Messenger RNA from Symbiodinium necroappetens, 558 nucleotides. Lineage: Eukaryota; Dinophyceae; Suessiales; Symbiodiniaceae. The record is from the annotation of a GenBank genome assembly.